Molecule: messenger RNA, 2946 nt
Organism: Cryptococcus deneoformans JEC21
Lineage: Eukaryota; Fungi; Basidiomycota; Tremellomycetes; Tremellales; Cryptococcaceae
Exons: 3
Coding region: 661-2745 (694 amino acids)
Source: RefSeq, a predicted model, not a curated record
UCCGUCGCCUUGAAAGUCGUAUAGCUGAAAGGGACUUGCUUUGGCAUCAACCUUGUCACCGGCCAAAAUAAGUUCAACAUUCUCUUGUGAACAUCUUCCACCACUUUCUUUUCUGGCGCAUCCUCCGUAGGAUCAAAAGCCGGUCCUGAUUCCACCUUAACGGUAUUGUCAUAUACAAAGAAGCCGUGAGCACGGUCCAUGCUGCUCAACCAACCCCAAAGUCCCUACAUGACAAGUCCGUGCAUUGGAGGCUACAGUCUCUUUGCCAUGGGACAACCAUUCGAGCGCAAAAAGGAAAGAUCUCGGGCUUCGAUUAAAGAGCAGUUUAAGCCUGGAAGACUAAGCAUCAACGUUGGUUUAACUUUACUCUACAUCCAAUUCAAAGAACCAUCAGCCUCAAUCUCGUUUGAUCAGUUGAUCACAAUGUCCUCACCAUGUUUUUGCAUCUUUCAGUGGCUGUUGACUAUAGGGAGCAAUGGAUGGCAUUUGAGGGCUGUAUAUAGGGAUGUCAGACGAAGUAUAUAUAUUACGUAUGCCUCCACUUUGGCCUCCACCGAGUAGUACGCGGGGUGUGACUUCUUUGUCUCACCGCAGCCAUCUUUCCUGUUUCUUGCACGUCUAUCAUACAAAUCCCCUCUCCUUCUUGUUUUCCUUCUCCCCAUGUAUUCUCUCUUUUUUGAUUUGCUAUACCUCCACAAACAACCAUUUCAUUUCAUCCACAGAUCUUUACUUGUUACUUGGAAAGGCGUUAGCAACUCCUUGGCUUAUCACUGCCCACGACCUCCACCACCUUGCUCUUCUUGUUUAUCUACAACAAUGGUGGCUACCACCGGCUGUCGAUCCUCCUUUCCUUCGUCUCACACCUCUCACUAUUCUUUUUUUGCUCCAUCUGUAUUUGACAAAGUCAAGUCUGCCUGGACUACCUUUUUCUCCAAGUUUGGCUUUGGGAAGGGGAAGGACAAGGAUGAGGCGACGCUGCUUUCUGCCUCUCCCAAUGCUCAUGAGGGUUUUCUCUCCUUUGUGUCUAGUCUAGCUCCAUAUCCCGUCUCUACCCGAGUCAAACAACCUACGAUUGACACGAUGGACUCUCGGGUAUCCUAUCCAUCCUCUGAGGUCCCUGUCCUUAAACCCAUCCAGGUCCACGAGGCGAUCCCUAUUAUCUCCAUCAUCAACGCGUCAUCUGGCUCUCUUCCCCCACCCUCGCCCACUAUUUCUCUUGAGUCUUCCCAAGAUUCUAUCAAGAUAGUCAAGGGUCCUACUUUCCCAGAGACAGUUUUUGCUGACGUUCCCCAUAAUAAGCAUAUUCCGACCGUUCGGGCCCUCAAACGAGUUACAUGGACUAGACAUUUCAUCAAGAACACCCCAACUGACGUCUUUCGAGCCGAAAAUGCGCAGAUCAAGAGUAAUGAUAAGCCUAUUCCUCGCCUUAAUUUUGGACCCAUUCUGCGAUCUUUUGGUGAACCUGAAGAUGACCAAGUGUCUGUCACUUCGAUGAUUGAUGAAGAAUACGAACACGAACACAAACAUCUUAUCGACAGCUAUCAAUUUGUGGAGGGUCAACGCCGGGCACAUUCCUUGCCAACAGACUCUUUUGGCCGUUGGCAAAUUCCAUACCUCAUCAACUACCAGGCGAGAAUGAUGGUACCCUCUCUCAAACAAGUAUCUGUCUGCACACCUACACUGGAACACGUCGCACAUGCGGUCAUUAUCGAGGAAUCGGAAUCUCUGUCUUUGGAUUCGCAAUCAUACGACCACGAAUGCAGGAUUUUGGCACGAUGGCCCAAGGAGACUCACCACUCUAGCAUCUCGUCGGCAGACAUUCCCAUCUGCCAGGGACAGAAGCAAAUGAACCCGUACAACGAUUCGCCCAAUCAUUCUAUCGCUUCUCUCCCGUCAUGGUAUUCUUACUUUACCAGCAAUGUUGAUAAUUUUCUCCAGGACCAGCAGGAUAAGCAAGACGAGCAGGAACGACCCCUCCUUCCCAACAAUAGCAAUACCAAUUCUAUCGGUGGUAUUCUCUCUUCUAUCAACUGGUUUCCUUCUAUCAAUUCGCCUGAUAACGGUAAUCGCUCGAUCUCAACUCAGACGGUUGAACAGGAUUAUUCCCACUUAUGUAAAUCCCCUGGUAAUACCCAGGGAAGGACUAGGAAUAAGGUUGAACAUCGUGGGGGGAAGAUGUUUGCCCAGAGUUGCCUGGAAGCCCUCGAAGACUGGAAGAGGGAGACAGUUUUCAGACCUGCGUUUGAGAGUGAGAGUGGUAGACAAGGAGGAGGUGGAAAUGAACGAAACGAUGGACAAGGUAUUGAGUCGGCUUUGGAAUGCCCAUCUGGACAGGAGGAGGUAGGCCGGGAAGACCAUGAUUACGAGGAGAGGAGAGUAUUACUCGAAUCGACUGCCCCUGGAGAGACUUCGAGGUGGCAGUCUUUUGCAGAAUUUGGAGAAUUCGGCUUCCGUCAUGACCAUCAAAUCUUUCGGCCUGAAAUCCCUUUUUCUUUUGGUGCAUCGGAUGUAAAACCCCGAACACCUCUUUCUCAAUUGUCUAUCAAACCAAAUCUUAUUAAAGUCAAUGUCGAUCAUGCCCAGGGCACGAUGCAGACUCAUGAGCACCACCUCCCAUCAAUCAAGUUUUCUAUGCGUGCCCGAUAUACCAAAAUGUACAUCAAGGAGGAGCAAAUGGCCAAUCCAGCAAAGAAUGAAUCGAAAGCGAGGUGGUCAAGACGCUUGGGGGGAGCAUUGAGGAUGUGAUGCUGUCGAUUUGGAUAAAGUCGUGACUAUUAAUUUCUUUUUGUUUCUUCUUUUUGACUUUUUGGGCUUUGGUGCUUUUGAUAUUAUAAUUUCUUAAUGCUUUUGGACAUUAUCAAAGAAACUUUUGUCUCGUUUUCGCAAACAUAUUUCUAAUACAUGGAUGAGAUGGUUGGGGAUGGACUUUUUGAUAGCAUUUUUGGU